AUGUGAACCAAUGGGGGGUAGUUUAACAUGAAUAUCAGCCAAUCAGCGCCUAGUUUCGUUGGGGGGUUUAGGUAAUAUAAGGGACAACGAGGCGAGGAGUCGUCAGUGUUCUCGGAGCAUCAGCAACAGCUACACCUUCCAGGAUGAUCGUCUUCAUAUUAUUGGUUUGUGCCAGUGGCGUCCUCGGCGAUCACUACGUGGCUCCAGAUGGGUCAUUGGUGCUCUUCCCGUCUCCUGAUCGACACCCGCAGGCUUCUUCCUCGCUCCUUAUGUCUCCUCCGUCCCCAGGAUCUGCUCCUCGAGCUCCGAGGAUUGAAGUCCCUGAACAACUAGUGGAAGACUCUAGACAUAUCCAGGCUCCUGUCUUCCAACCCGAACCUUUCUAUAUUUUUCCCGCCCCUCAGCCCCAGCAGUUCUCCGCCCCUCAGCCCCAGCAGUUCUCCGCCCCUCAGCCCCAGCAGUUCUCCGCCCCUCAGCCCCAGCAGUUCUCCGCCCCUCAGCCCCAGCAGUUCUCCGCCCCUCAGCCCCAGCAGUUCUCCGCCCCUCAGCCCGUUGCACAACCUCCAUUUCAGCCUCAAACUCCCUCAAGGAUUGAAUCUAGAAGGGAACAAAUUUCCACCUGCGGAACUCCAGGAGGUUUGGUACACGAAUCGCGACUCGGUACAAACUACCACUUUUCUUGGUGUGUAAAUUCCAAUGCUAACACUUGGGAUCAAGCAAACUCUUACUGCUCCAACCUUGGUAGAGGCUUCAAGAGUGUUAGUAUUGAAACAAAGGACAAGGACGACUUCAUAACGAGUGUCCUCGCUAAACAUGCUGUUCAGUUCAUCUGGACGAGUGGUAACAAGAAGGGCUCCAGCACCUGGCGAUGGUCCUCUGGCUACAGCUUCGCCUACACAAACUGGUCUCAUACUGGAGGGUUCGGCCGACCACAGCCAGACAACCGUGAGGGCAACGAAGACUGUCUUGGGGUGCUCAACAACUUCUACCGUGAUGGUAUUAAAUGGCACGACAUUGCCUGUCACCACCGUAAGCCUGUUAUCUGUGAGACCAGCCUCUGAAGAAACAUGUCCACCACUGUACUCUAGACUGUUAAUUAAUGCAUAUAUUAAAUGUACUAGG
This is a messenger RNA of Procambarus clarkii (red swamp crayfish), 1122 nucleotides long. RefSeq lists its product as uncharacterized. The record is from RefSeq and is a predicted model, not a curated record. NCBI's taxonomy places the organism in Eukaryota, Metazoa, Arthropoda, Malacostraca, Decapoda, Cambaridae.